AUCGAUGGCCUUCACAAGCUCUUUCUCAAAACAGCCCAACCCAUGUUUUCCCUCACCCUUCCAAACCCAAGAACUCGUAGGAUUUAAUCCUUCACGAUAUUUUCCAACCCCAAAUUUGAGAUUCUCAACUACCCAUCAACACUCCUCGACAAGAACAAGCUCCAAGAAACAUCACAACGGCAGCGUUCUUCUUCAACAAACCCAAGUCAAAUCGAGAUUCUUCAAGACCCAGCAUGAAUUGAGGUAGAAGGAAGGUGACGUGAGCCACGACAGCAUCCCACUUCUAAGUUCUCUCAUUCCGUUCUAUAAUUCUCCACCUUCCCAAACAGUAUUUCCAUUUUUGAUCUCAAUGAUCAUUGCUCAAUGAAUAUGAAAAUAAUUAAGAAUCCAUUCAUCAAUGCAACACCGCCAACCUUUAAAUCUUUUCAAGAAUAAAGGGAGGGCUGAGGAGAUUCAAAUCUCAAAUGAUUACGUUUUGAUACAUAUCAGAAAAGCAAAAUUCCCCAUAUUUGACUCAUCAGUCGGGUGUGUGAAGGCACAAGAAUUAACGUGGCGGCGACUUCGGGGUUUGAAGAGCAAAGAGACAAGUAUUAUGGAGGACUUGUGGAGUAUAUUCUGUGGGGAGUCUGGUUGUGCAGAAACUGGUGGAAAGCUGUGUAGUUCUAAUUUUGAGUUUUGGAGUCAUCCCUCGUCAUGUAUUAAUCACAUAUUAAUCAUUUGCUUUGAUAUCUUGCUUUUGGUCGUGCUCAUAUUCAAUAUGAUUCAGAAGUCCUCAUCGAAAACAGUUCACAUUCAAGCUCGAUUUCUAGGCUUUUCAAAUUUGCAGAUAGUUUCUGCAAUUGUCAACGGCUGUCUUGGAUUUGUGUACUUGUGCUUGGGCAUUUGGAAUUUAGAGGAGAAGUUGAGGAAAACCAAGACUGCUUUACCUCUUAAUUGGUGGUUACUGGUAUUGGUUCAGGGAUUUACAUGGUUGUUGGUCAGUUUAACUGUGAGCCUUCAGGGAAAUAAACUUCCAAGGGCACCAUUGCGGCUACUGUCCAUUCUUUCCUGUUUGUUUGCUGGAAUUGUGUGUGCUUUAUCUCUGUUCAGUGCCAUUUUAAGCAAAGAAGUAUCAAUUAAGGUAGCAUUAGACAUGCUGUCUUUUUCAGGAGCUAUAUUGUUGAUGUUCUGUACUUUUAAAGGGUAUAAAUAUCAAGCAAGUGAUGAGAGCGUCGAUGAAAGUAGCCUUUAUACACCUUUAAAUGGUGAAGCCAAUGGCGUUAGUAAAAGUGAUUCUGUUGGUCCUGUCACUCCGUUUGCCAAAGCAGGAUUCUUCAGUAGAAUUUCAUUUUGGUGGUUGAAUUCAUUGAUGAAAAGGGGAAGGGAGAAAACUCUUGAUGAUGAACAUAUACCCAAGUUGCGUGAGGAAGAUCGGGCAGAAAGUUGCUAUUUGUUGUUCUUGGAGCAACUGAACAAACAGAAACAAGCAGAGCCGUCUUCCCAACCAUCAAUCCUGAGGACAAUAAUUGUUUGCCAUUGGAAAGAGAUCCUUAUGUCUGGAUUCUUUGCUUUGCUAAAUAUACUCACUCUGUCCGCUGGCCCUCUACUUUUAAAUGCAUUCAUUUUGGUUGCUGAGGGAAAGGAAAGUUUCAAACAUGAAGGAUAUGUACUGGCCAUCACACUUCUCAUUUCAAAGAGCAUAGAAUCUGUGUCACAAAGGCAGUGGUACUUCCGAAGCAGACUUAUUGGUUUGAAAGUGAGGUCUUUGCUCACAGCUGCCCUUUACAAGAAACAACUGAGAUUAUCCAAUGCUGCAAAGUUGAUGCAUUCAGGAGGGGAGAUAAUGAACUAUGUUACUGUCGAUGCUUAUAGGAUUGGCGAGUUCCCAUUUUGGUUCCACCAAACUUGGACAACAAGUCUCCAGCUCUGUAUUGCAUUAGUAAUACUAUAUCGUGCAGUGGGGCUAGCAACAAUUGCAGCACUGGUGGUGAUAAUCCUCACGGUGCUUUGCAAUGCUCCACUUGCGAAGUUACAGCAUAAGUUUCAAAGUAAGCUUAUGGUUGCACAGGAUGAGAGACUGAGGGCUAGCUCUGAGGCUCUAGUCAACAUGAAGGUGUUGAAAUUAUAUGCAUGGGAAACCCAUUUCAAGAAUGUAAUUGAAAAUUUAAGGAAGGUGGAGUACAAAUGGUUAUCAGCGGUGCAGUUUCAAAAAUCAUAUAAUGGCUUUCUCUUUUCGACAUCCCCUGUUUUGGUCUCUGCUGCAACCUUUGGAGCAUGUUAUUUCCUCAAAGUUCCUCUACAUGCAAAUAAUGUUUUCACUUUCGUAGCAACUUUACGCCUUGUUCAGGAUCCGGUCAGAUCUAUCCCGGAUGUUAUUGGGGUGGUUAUUCAAGCAAAAGUUGCAUUUGAACGUAUCUUAAAAUUUCUUGAGGCGCCGGAGCUGCAGAGUGCCAAUGUUCGGAGGAAGACCAGUGUGGAGAGUGUAAACCAUGCGAUUUCUAUCAAGUCUGCCAAUUUCUCAUGGGAAGAGAAUUCAGCAAAGCCCACACUUCGAAACAUAAAUCUAGAGGUUAGACCUGGAGAAAAGGUGGCUAUAUGUGGAGAAGUUGGCUCAGGAAAAUCAACCCUUCUAGCAGCAAUUCUGGGUGAAGUUCCAAAUAUUCAGGGAACUAUUCAAGUUUAUGGGAAUACUGCCUAUGUUUCUCAAACAGCAUGGAUCCAGACAGGGACGAUACAGGAGAACAUUUUGUUUGGGUCUGACAUGGACAGUCAAAAGUAUAGUGAAACACUUGAGAGGUGUUCCCUGGUGAAGGACCUUGAGUUGCUUCCCUAUGGUGAUCUCACUGAGAUAGGGGAGAGAGGAGUUAAUCUUAGUGGUGGACAAAAGCAGCGAAUUCAACUUGCUCGUGCUCUUUAUCAGGAUGCUGAUAUAUAUCUCUUGGAUGAUCCAUUCAGUGCCGUUGAUGCACAUACUGCUGCGAGCUUAUUCAGUGAAUAUGUUAUGGAAGCACUUUCGGGGAAGACAGUUUUACUUGUAACACAUCAAGUUGAUUUCCUGCCCGCGUUUCAUUCUAUUUUGUUGAUGUCAGAUGGGGAAAUCAUACAAGAAGCUCCUUAUCAUCACUUACUGGCUUCAAGCAUAGAAUUUCAGGACCUUGUCAAUGCACAUAAAGAGACUGCUGGUUCUGAUAGGCUUGCGGAUGCUACUGCUGCCCAGGGACAUGGAACACCUGCUAGAGAUAUCAGGAAGACUUGUGUAGAGAAGCAUAAAAAAGGAUCUAAAGGUGACCAAUGGAUUAAGCAAGAAGAGAGAGAAAUAGGAGACACGGGGUUUAAACCUUACCUAAAAUAUCUAAAUCAGAACAAGGGAUUCGUGUACUUUUCAAUGGCCAGUCUCAGUCACCUUAUAUUCGUGGCUGGUCAAAUAUCGCAGAAUUCUUGGAUGGCUGCUAAUGUUGAAAAUCCCCAUGUUUGCACAUUGCGGUUGAUCGGGGUUUACUUACUGAUUGGAGUUUCCUCAACACUAGUUGUGCUCUGUCGAUCACUUUCUACAGUUGCUUUGGGUCUUCAAUCAUCAAAAUCUUUAUUUUCACAGCUACUGAACUCCCUUUAUCGUGCACCCAUGUCUUUUUAUGACUCCACACCUCUGGGAAGGAUACUUAGUCGGGUCUCAUCUGAUCUGAGUAUCGUCGAUCUUGAUGUCCCUUUCAGCUUUCUCUUCACUGUUGGGGCUACCAUUAAUGCUUAUGCCAAUCUUGGAGUACUGGCUGUGGUUACUUGGCAAGUCCUUUUUGUCUCCAUACCAAUGGUUUAUCUGGCAAUUCGCUUACAGGGAUAUUAUUUUUCUUCUGCAAAAGAGUUGAUGCGGAUCAAUGGCACAACCAAGUCCUUGGUAGCAAAUCAUCUAGCUGAGUCUGUAGCAGGAGCCAUAGUCAUAAGAGCCUUUGAAGAGGAAGAACGGUUUUUUGCAAAAAAUCUUGUCCUAGUUGACACAAAUGCUAGUCCUUUUUUCCAUAGUUUUGCAGCAAAUGAGUGGUUGAUCCAAAGAUUGGAAAUACUAGGUGCAACUGUUCUUGCCUCUGCAGCACUCUGCAUGGUUUUGCUUCCUCCCGGAACUUUUAGCCCUGGAUUUAUUGGAAUGACACUUUCUUAUGGUCUUUCACUAAACUUGUCCCUUGUCUUUUCUAUUCAAAACCAGUGCACUCUAGCAAAUUACAUUAUUUCUGUAGAAAGGCUAGAUCAAUAUAUGCAUAUACCUAGUGAGGCCCCUGAAGUAAUAGAAGGGAACCGGCCUCCAACCAAUUGGCCAUCUUUGGGAAAAGUGGAGAUACUUGAUUUGCAGAUCAGAUAUAGGCCCGAUGCACCUCUCGUUCUUCGUGGGAUCAAUUGCACAUUUGAAGGAGGGCAAAAGAUAGGUAUUGUUGGCAGAACUGGCAGUGGGAAGACUACGCUCAUAGGUGCUCUUUUUCGUCUAGUGGAGCCAGUAGGAGGGAAGAUUUUAGUAGAUGGCAUUGACAUAUGCAUGAUUGGACUUCAUGAUCUGCGGUCACGUUUUGGAAUAAUACCUCAAGAUCCCACUCUUUUUGCUGGUACUGUGAGAUUCAAUUUAGAUCCCUUGUCUCAACAUUCUGAUGAGGAAAUAUGGGAGGUUCUUGAGAAGUGUCAGCUUCAAGAGACUGUCAAGGAGAAAGUAAAGGGCUUAGACUCCAUAGUUGUGGAAGAUGGAUCAAAUUGGAGCCAGGGGCAACGGCAACUGUUUUGUUUGGGGCGUGCACUUUUGAGGAAAAGUCGGAUAUUGGUGCUUGAUGAAGCAACUGCAUCAAUUGAUAAUGCAACAGAUAUGAUUUUGCAGAAAACAAUUCGGACUGAAUUUGCUGAUUGUACUGUGAUUACAGUGGCCCACAGGAUACCGACAGUGAUGGAUUGUGGAAUGGUUCUUGCUAUUAGUGAUGGAAAACUAGUGGAGUAUGAUGAGCCAAUGAACUUAAUGAAGAGAGAAGGAUCACUGUUUGGGCAGCUUGUCAAGGAAUACUGGUCUCAUCUUCAGUCUGCAGAAUCACAUUGAAUCUGAAAAUAAAUUUUUUAGAGCUUUUUUUCUCAGGCUUGGUAGCAACAUCAAAUAACAAAAAAUAGUUCAAGUAGGAAGUAGGAUGUGAUAAUGAUAUUGCAGUAUCUCUGGGGGUAAAUAUUGAGGAGAAGAGGCUGCAAUGCCACAUCCUAGGUUGUGUAAUAUAUCUAGCUAUAUUCAAAUGUCACCCCUCCUUAUUCCUGGAAGGAAAUGAAUUCAUGAGAAACAUAAAAAAAAAAAAAAAAAAAAAAAAAAAAAAAAAAAAAAAAAAAAAAAAAAAAAAAAAAAAAAAGCUCCACUUCUACGAACUGCAGUCACCACCAACUUGAUGUAGAUAGGUUUAUUCACCCAUGACUCAUGCAGAAAGGUUGAAGAGCUAGCCAGCUAUGGAUUUAUAUUGAACCAUUAUGGUGGCAUUUGUCCUUUUCCUAAGUUCGUGUUGAAAUUCAAGAUAAAACAGCAAUAACUCCCUUACUGAAUUUAGCAUCAGUUUCAUUUUUACAUUGUAUGCAUUGGGGCAGCCACAUUAAUGUUGACAAAUAAACAGAUAAUGGAUUGUGAUUGUUGGA
Alnus glutinosa is the source of this 5616-nucleotide messenger RNA. RefSeq names its product ABC transporter C family member 10-like. The record is from RefSeq and is a predicted model, not a curated record. The transcript is spliced from 14 exons. Lineage: Eukaryota; Viridiplantae; Streptophyta; Magnoliopsida; Fagales; Betulaceae. Gene Ontology annotation, molecular function: ATP binding; ABC-type transporter activity; ATP hydrolysis activity. Gene Ontology annotation, biological process: transmembrane transport. Gene Ontology annotation, cellular component: vacuolar membrane; plant-type vacuole. The coding region runs from base 398 to 5044 and encodes 1548 amino acids.